This is a messenger RNA of Ciona intestinalis (vase tunicate), 2287 nucleotides long. The record is from RefSeq and is a predicted model, not a curated record. Lineage: Eukaryota; Metazoa; Chordata; Ascidiacea; Phlebobranchia; Cionidae.
CGCCAUACACUACACUAAAUACAUAUUUGUUUUAAUUAAAUUGACAAUGUAUGGGUAAAAUAUACAUCUUAAAAUCCUACAGUGAUUUCUAAUAACUCUUAAAUGUUUCCUCAAUAUUCCCUUUAUUGUGUUACAUUUAGUCUCUGCUGAAAUAUACCACAAUAUAACCAUUACAAAAUUUAUUAAAAAAUAUUUUGAAAUUAAUGUUACAAAACACAUUUUUUAAACAUGCCCUAAAAUAUAUCCAUUGGCAGAUAUGUGAUGUAACUUUGUGGGUUGGAGCAAUUACAGUGUCUAGUCCAAGGAGACAUUCCGACAAUGGUAGCAGCAUCAAGGCCUGAAUCUGUAUCCUCUGGUCUAGAGAUGACUAAUUCGCCACGGCAUUUGACAAUGUAGCUUCAGAUAAAAACGAUUUUUGAGAGAAAGAGAAGAAAAAAGGUAAUCCACAGGAACCACACGUUGUUGCUGAUUCAGGUUUAGUCGUUAAAGUGAAUGCUGCAGUCAUGAAGGUUGAAUAUGAUUUGUUGGUCGUUAAACUUGUCAAUUUCUUGUUUUACGCUGGCAUGGCAUGCUUUAUGCCGUACAAAGCAAUUUACCAGAAGAGCAUCGGACUGACCCCCUCACAGAACGGGUUGAUUCAAGCGCUGGAGAAGUUGAUAACUUUGUUCUCUCCUCCAAUUGUUGGAGCGAUUUCCGAUAAAUUCUCGUUCCAUAAAUCUUCAAUGAUUAUUUGUAUUCUGCUCUCUGUUGGCUUCACCUUCCCAAUGUACUUUGUACCAAAAGUCAACAAUGGGUUGAAUCAUAAUGUCGAUUGUUACGUCACAAACACAACAAUUGUUUGCAGUAACUCUUUAAAUUUUACUGAAGGUUGCAACAUUAUUGAAAAUGUUGACGCUGCUUAUUUAUUAAAAUGUUGGGACGAUUAUAAUAAUUCUGCCACAGUUACAUGCGAAGAACCCACUGUAGUUAACAACCAAACUGAAGAUGCAAUUCAACUUAAAUGCAAAGAUGAAACAACAGAACAGGACACAUAUGGUUUGACCUUUAUGUGGGUUGUUGUAUUGACCGUAUUUUACGCAUUUUUCACCAACCCUGUCCAACCUUUGAUUGACGCAAGCACAAUGAACAUGUUGGGUGAAAAUAGAAUGCAGGAUUAUGGGAAGCAACGCUUAUGGGGGUCGGUUGGGUUCGGCUCCGUUGCUUUGCUCGUUGGGUUCGUAACCGAUGUUUUCACAAAGUCAAAAUCAACCGAAGAAAAAGAUUAUUUAUUUUCAUUCAUCGGAGCGUUAGUGUUUGGUGUCUUAACUUCAAUUGUGUGUUAUAAGUUAAAGGUUCCAAAACAUAACCCACCAUCUAUAUUAUCGGGACUUACAACACUUGUAAAGGAUCCACGUAUAAUAGCAUUCCUAUGCAUUGUUAUGGUGGGCGGGUACAACCUCGGCGUGAAAUAUGCGUUUGUGUUCUGGUACGCUGAAAGCUUGCCUGGUUGCAACCAGACCAUCAUCGGACUCGCCAUUCUAACCGGAUGUUUAACCGAGGUUCCGAUGUUCUUUGUGUCCGGAUGGAUAGCUGGAAAGAUUGGGUAUAACGCGAUCCUCGUGUUUGGGUUGAUAUUUGCCUCAUUACGCUGCUUUCUUUACACGAUCCUCACAUCGGCAUGGCAACUUCUGCUCGUUGAAGCGUUACACGGCUUGUCAUUCGCGUUACCAAUGGCCGCCAUGUGUUCGUACGCGGCUACUUUGGCUCCAGAAGGAAUGACGGCGACACUGAUCGGACUCACCCAAGGUGUAUACUGGGGGUUAGGAAACAUGCUCGGUGCGUUGUUGGGCGGUGUUUUAUAUCGUCUUUAUUCCCCGAUAGUGAUGUUCCGUAUCACCGCACUUAUCGGAGUUGUUGCCGCAAUGUUUUAUUCUAUUUCUAUGGUUUGCUUAAUAAACUACAACUCGGGACUUAAAGUGGAGGAAGGUUCUGAGGGAGAAAGAGAAGCUUGCAAUAUAAAGACUGACGAAGCAUAGAAACAUCAUUAAUAAUGAGUAGAAACAAAUUUUUUUAUAGCAAAAAUUGAUUAAAUUUUUAGCCUGUUAAAAGCGAUAAAAAUUUGUUGCUUUAACAAAUGCCCUAAUAGCUGCUUCUAAAUAACAAUAUACUUGUCAGCAAUAGUUAGUUUAUAUCUUUCUUCAUUGUGAAUAUUGCCUUGCAGUGUUUUAAUUGAAUAUACGAUUCCUUUGCCUACAUUUCAUGUUUAAAAGAUGUUUUCAUAAGUUUAAUACAAAACACAGAGAGAUUU